Ahaetulla prasina is the source of this 3280-nucleotide messenger RNA. It is a transcript of the gene CFAP69, whose product is annotated as cilia and flagella associated protein 69. NCBI's taxonomy places the organism in Eukaryota, Metazoa, Chordata, Lepidosauria, Squamata, Colubridae. The record is from RefSeq and is a predicted model, not a curated record. The transcript has 23 exons. Gene Ontology annotation, cellular component: sperm midpiece; non-motile cilium. The coding region runs from base 33 to 2861 and encodes 942 amino acids. Gene Ontology annotation, biological process: olfactory behavior; response to odorant; positive regulation of flagellated sperm motility.
UUGAAGCCUGGGUUGCCGAUCCUUUCGGAGCCAUGGCUUCCCCGGCUCUGCCGGAAGUUUCGCCGAUUCUCAUGGUUCCCUCUUUCAGCGAGAAACACAGGCAUCUCUCCUCUUCCUCCAGGCUGGAUAGCAAACUCAGCAACGGCCUCGAGCAGGAAAAUCACUUCAUAUAUGUGGACCUUGAUCACGUGAUCAAAUUGCUUGAAGAAACUAACUCAAAUAUAGAAGAACAGAUCCAAGCAUGUCAGAAGGUUGCAAAACACUAUGAAUAUGGAAUCCCUCUGAAUGAUUUAGCACACAUCUCUAAAAUUUUAAACUUAUGUGUGGAGAAAAUUCAGACAAUGGAUAAUGUUUUUAUAGAAAUUACAUGUGAAAUUCUCAAAUUGUAUGGGUUACCAUUUUACAAAAAGAAGUUAUCUGAUGAAGGAAAGUAUGCUAAAGAAGUUCAAGAAUCAAUUGCACAAUUGGGUCACUUGAUCAGAGUGCCAUGUUCUCAAAUAAGAAUACAAAUAUGUAAGUGCAUUAUUAGUUUUUACCAUGCUGAGCCACCAGUAAAAGAAUUUGAAGGUUAUCAAUCUACAAGUGCAAAUUAUAAAAAGCAGAUUGUAGAAUUAGGAGGUUUAGCAGAGACUUUGGUUUUGUCACUAACACUUGUUGAAAAUCAACUUUCUGAGAAAUUAUGGAUCAUUAAAACUUUGCAACAUCUUUCUAUUUCUGAAGCAAAUUGUAAACUUAUGAUGAAAGCUGAAGCACCAAGAAUAUUAUGUUCUCAUCUGAAUGAAGUUGACCCCUCUGGGCAAUUAUUAUUCCGUUCCUCAGAAAUCCUUUGGAAUUUAUUAGAAAAAACCUCCAAGGAACAAAUUAUUGAACAGCUCAGUAACUUGGAAUGUGUACAUGCUCUGAAGGAAGCAUUUACAAAUUUACUCAUACACGGUUUCCGCCAUUAUGAUCGUCAGUUAAGAAAUGACAUUUUGGUAAUAGCUACCCUUGUUGCUCAGAACCCAGGAGCUCCGAUGAUUGAAACUGGAUUUUCCAAGCAAUUAAUACUAUUUGCUACUUUUGAUGAAAUAAAAAGUCAUAGUCCUUUGGUAAAAGGUCUUAAACUUACUUCCUGUUAUGAAGACUUUGAGCUGAAAAAGCUGCUGCUUAACAUGCUUACUGUACUAGCAAAAGAUUUAUGUUCUGUUCAGCUGUUGCAUGAGGGUAAGGUUAUACUUGCUUUAUUUCAUUAUUUAAAACCAAACGAAAAAGGAGGAGCACUUGAUAUGUCUGCAGCACAGUAUGAAGAGUUACAGCUUCUUGCUAUUGCUACAUUAGCAACAAUGGCUCCCUUAUUGAUAGAAGACUAUAUGCUGUGCCAGGGAAAUACUCGCCUUCUGCUGUUUCUGGAAUGGUGUGUGAGCAAAGAUUCUUUCUUUACUCAAGGUAAUAGUUUCCAUGGCACAGGUGGUCGUGGCACCAAACUUGCACAGAUGCGCUUCUGCUUGAGAGUCCUGAAUCCAGUUGUAUCUCUCGCUGAUGAUGCUGUAAAUGUUGACCUUUGUGAUCAAGGAGCAAUUCAUCAACUAUUGGGUAUCUUAAAAUUUACCACAACUAAUUAUAAAGAUUCUGCCCUUGUGAUGGAGAUUCAAAGCGAUAUCUUACUUAUUCUGUCAACUCUUUGUGAAAGUAAUAUCCAUAGAAAGGAGCUCUUUGGAUGGGAAGGAGUGGAUACACUUAUUCCAUUUAUGAAGAUAGAUGUCAAAAAUUUCUAUAGUGGAUUGGGUCAUAAUCGUCUUCUUUUCUGUGCUCUGGACUGCUUAUGGUGCUGUGUCAUGGGUUGCACUAUUUUAGAAGACUAUUUUCUUGAAAAAGAAGGUCUCUUCACUCUAUUAGAUUUGCUUUUAUUAAAUCAAAAGAAUGUAUGUAACCUAAUUCUUGGAAUAUUAGUUGAAUUUUGUGAUAAUCCUAAAACUGUAUCACAUAUCAAUGUAUGGCGAGGGAAAAAAGACCAAACAGCAGCUAAUUUAUUAAUAAACCUAUGGAGACAAGAAGAAGAAGAGAUGGGAGUGAAACAUGAUAAAGCUGGAAGAAUUGUUGAUACAAAGAAACCACUAGUUGGCCAGUUCCAAAAAACACAAGAAGUAAUUCCAAUGCCUGCUAGCUGUCCCACUAUUGCUGUCAUGGAUGUUGCUGAAAAUAUGAGAGCAAAGAUUUAUUGUCUAAUAUGUAAAUUAGGUUUUGAAAACUUGCCUGGGCUCUGUGCAAGGGAUUUUGUUACACUUGCUAUUAUACGCAGGUACCUAGACUUCAAGGUUGGUGAGAUCUGGGAUGAAGUAUGUGCAGAACUUAAAAAAGAAAAAUUUAGACCUGUGACACCUGACCAGGAAGCAUUACAGCUUAUUACUGAAGCCUUUGAAAAUGUUGGAAAGAUUGUAGUCUCUCUCCAAACUGAGAUGCUAGAAAGCCAGCAGUUUCAGGAACUUCAGGAGGAGGAAAAAUGUUAUGGAAGGAUUCAUUCUCUCCAUAAACAAAAGGAAAUAGUCAAUAAAUCUUGGGAAAAUUUCUUAGCUCGGACAUCAAACUACGAGGCUUUGAAGAAAGCAAAAAGGCUUCAAGAAAAAUCUAUAGAAAACUCGAGACCAAAGAUAAAACACUAUAAUGCAACUUUCCAUCCAACUGACAUUAAAGGCCUAAAUACAACUGUUGCAUCUGGUCGCUUGGUAACAGUGGAAAGUACACCUUCUGAAUUAAUUGGAGGGCCACUAGCUGAUACAGAUCUUGCACUGAAAAAACUUCCAAUUCGUGGAGGAGCCUUAAAAAAAUUCGAAGGAGUUAAAGUAAUAGAUUCAUUUAAGAAAAGUUCACUAACUGUGAAAUAAAUGUUGUCCUGCAUAGUUCUGUAUUUAGAGUUUGUUUAAUAUAUAGGUGCAUCUUAAUAUUUGGAUCAUUUGGAACCUUGGUAAAAUGUUACCUUUAAAUACAUAUACUUGUAUCUAUGGGUACAUAUAUACAUAUUCCUGUAUAAUAAUCUGAAUUAAUGUGGAUGUCAUUAAUAUUCUAACCAAUAAAUCUAGUACAUUACGAAGAUCAGUUAUGUCUAAUAACUGACAUAACUUUGAAUUAACUCAAUUUGCAUUCUGUGACUGAGUACUAAGAUACAUUUAACUCUGUGUACUAUGCUAUUUAUGCUAACAAACAUCUGAAUCAUAAAAAGAAGGAAAAAAGACGUUUAAGGAAUAAAAUGAAAGUACCAUUGGUAAUCACUGUUAUAAUUCAGUAAUUACUUCCUAAUAAGAUG